AGUGGACCGCGGUCGGAGUGGAACCGAACUGUGCGAGAUCGCGGCUCUGGCUCUGUAUUCACAUUCACUGCGUGUCCUCGAAGAACGCGAUCGUAAUCUCGGUUCGGUUCCUGGCAAUAGUGAGACAAUCAUUUUUUUAGGAUUAUCUGUGUUGUUGAUUUUGGAUUAGUAUGUUAAAUAAAUGUUUCCUGCUGGCAGUAUGCGGUUUCUGCAACCUGUUACUCAUUCAAGCCCACCCUGUGACGAUAACGGUUUACGACCCACCGGAGACGACGACCACUCCUUCGUCCAGCGAAGAAUUCAGAGAUGACUGGGACUACAAACUGGAACAAAGCAAAAUCCCCCUGCUUAGCGCCAUGUUCAAAAAGCAUACGCUACCCCCCAGUUCGAAUGGCACUGGAAGACUGUUGUGGGAGCUAGAUCAGGAAAAGACCACUCAUCUGCCUCAGUUCGUUGACAAAGCUCUCAAGUUGCUCAAUUUGAAACAGGUGGCCUUCGAGAUUGAGAACUCGGUGAUGUCCAAAGUGUCCUGCACCGCCUGUCAAGCUGGUGCUGGUUUGUUGCAACAUUAUACCAGGAUCGGAAAAUCAGAGAAAGAAAUCAAAAAGACCAUCUACAACUUCUGCGUGAACCUCAAGAUCCAAUCGUCCAGAGUUUGCGAGGGCAUUACUGAAUUAUUUGCUGGAGAAGUCAUCUACGUCCUCAGCAAAGUCAAAAUCGGCCCUGAUGAGAUUUGCAGUUUCGUCAUUGGAGAUGCUUGUGGUGACGUUUACAACCCCUACCACGAGUGGGAAGUCAUGUUUCCUCCAGUACCAAAGCCAAAAGUACAAGAACAAAGAAUUCCAGAUGUAACUGCCCCAUCGUUCAAAGUUUUACACUUGUCUGACACCCAUUACGAUCCUUAUUAUAUGGAGGGCAGCAACGCUGAUUGCGCUGAACCACUUUGUUGUAGGCUAACAAACGGCCCAGCGGCUUCUAAAGAACAGGCCGCAGGAAAAUGGGGAGAUUACAGGAAGUGUGACACUCCAAAGAUCACGGUCGAUAACAUGUUGCAACAUAUCCAAGAAACUCAUCCGGAUAUCGACUAUAUUAUUUGGACGGGCGAUUUGCCACCCCACGACAUUUGGAACCAGACCAAGGAGGAGAAUUUGAAGAUCUUGAAGGAGACAGUUAAGCAAAUGUCUGAUAUGUUUCCGGGUGUACCAAUAUUCCCGGCUUUAGGUAACCACGAAUCAGCACCAGUAAACAGUUUCCCACCACCAUUCGUCGAUAGUCCCGAAAGUUCAAUUUCCUGGCUUUAUGAUGAGUUAGACACCCAAUGGAGAAAAUGGUUACCAAGUUCAGUUAGUAACACAGUAAGGAGGGGUGCUUUUUAUUCCGUUUUGGUUAGGCCAGGCUUUAGACUAAUUUCUCUUAAUAUGAACUACUGCAACAACAAAAAUUGGUGGCUUCUAUUGAACAGCACAGAUCCAGCAACCGAAUUACAAUGGCUAAUUUACGAAUUACAAUCUGCUGAGUUUAAUGGCGAAAAAGUACAUAUUAUUGGACAUAUCCCACCUGGCCACUCAGACUGUUUAAAAGUGUGGUCCAGAAAUUACUACGCCAUCAUCAGCCGCUACGAAGGCAUCAUCACAGCACAGUUCUUCGGUCACACUCAUUUCGAUGAAUUUGAAGUCUUCUAUGACAACAAAGACUUAAGUCGGCCAAUCAGUAUAGCUUACGUAGGUCCGUCAGUUUCACCUUAUUAUGACUUGAAUCCUGGCUACAGGAUAUACUACGUUGAUGGUGAUCACGAGAAAUCAACCAGAGCGGUGGUGGACCAUGAAUCUUGGACGAUGAACCUAAGGGAGGCCAACCUUUAUGGUUACCCCAUUUGGUUCAAAUUAUACACAGCCCGACAAGCCUUCGGGAUGGACGCACUUCGUCCCAAGGAUUGGGACGAUUUGGUCGAAAGGAUGACCAAUGAUCCAAAACUAUUUGAGCUUUUCUACAAAUACUAUUACAAGGCGAGUCCUGUAAGACCAAGUUGUGAUAUGACGUGUAAAAAGAGGAUAUUGUGUGAUUUGCAUUCUGGCAGAUCACACGAUAGGAAGAAUUUGUGUCAAACGAUUGAAUCUAGAAUAGAUUCCUCGUCCAACACUAGUUGGAAAGAGUGGAUAUACAAUACCAUAUCCGUAUCCUUGGUGUAAGGGUAUGAUUUCUUCAAGACAUCUUUUUAAUAAAAGGAUGUCAGUUCUUAUGUCGAUUCCUCGGCUAACCAUACAAUUACCAAAAUAUGUUCUGGGCCUGGGCUAACAACAUGUUACGCAAUAUAGGAUAAAAUUUGUUUUUAAAAAAAAUGUUGAACUGAUGCAAAUCUGUUGACAUUGUAAACGUUGAAUAUUCGAAUAAAGUUGUUUUGGUACGAUUUUAUUAAUAUUGGACGGGGUCUAAAAUUGAUAAAAUUUUUCGGGAAUUUCGUGGGUCGACUCUAUUCGAAUAUUGACAUUAUGGCUGUGUAUUUUUGAAUCGUUCAAAAUACCAUCAUAGUUAUUUUUUAUACCAUUUUGUAGUUAAUUUAUUGUUGUACUGUUAGAUUUAGGGUUUUUAGAACUUCACAUUUAUCAUUGAUAUUUGUAGGAAACAAAAGUGUAAUUAAUUUAUUUUGGUAAUAAAUGUAUGAAAUAAACAA
This is a messenger RNA of Aethina tumida (small hive beetle), 2671 nucleotides long. Its product is annotated as sphingomyelin phosphodiesterase. The record is from RefSeq and is a predicted model, not a curated record. The transcript is spliced from 17 exons. Gene Ontology annotation, biological process: sphingomyelin catabolic process; ceramide biosynthetic process. The coding region runs from base 171 to 2189 and encodes 672 amino acids. Gene Ontology annotation, molecular function: acid sphingomyelin phosphodiesterase activity. Gene Ontology annotation, cellular component: lysosome. Lineage: Eukaryota; Metazoa; Arthropoda; Insecta; Coleoptera; Nitidulidae.